CUCUCUCUCUUCCCUCCAUUUCUUUCCCGCCUCUAUCUUCGUCCUUAAAAACCCAUCCGCAAUCUGAUCCUGCAUUCCUCUCUCUCUCUCUCUCUCUCUCUCCUGCGCGGCUUUCUCUCCUUUUUCCCAGUCUGCUCUUCUCUGGCACAUCUCAGUCGUCAUGAAUCGAAGGGUUCGAAGCCUCUCCAGAUCAGCAGCGAAGGGAGACGAGGGUUUCUAUAGAUACCUAAAACCAGGAGCACUCGCUCAAAUCAGGGAUUCUAGAAUAAGUGCCAGAUGCCAACGACUCGAUUUACAAGCUCAAAUCUCUACCUACCGAUUCACUUCGUCUUUAUCGUCGUCGGUGUCGACUGGAAGCAGCAUCCAAGCUCAGAUCGCGACGAUCGAUGGCUUCCCUUGUUUUGGUAGGAGAAUACACAGUCCUAGAUGUCCGCAGAGGAAGAAGCUUGUUGCUGCUAAGUCUAUUUUCUUUUUGAGCUCGAAUCCUUCUAGUCCGGUGUCAGACUCGCUCGAUCCCCUAAUGGAUGUAUUGAGUACUGAUCUUCUUGUUGUUCAUUAAAUAAAUAGUUAAAAAUGUGCAAUGAAUCCCAUUUUUUCUGUA
This is a messenger RNA of Nelumbo nucifera (sacred lotus), 601 nucleotides long. RefSeq lists its product as uncharacterized. The record is from RefSeq and is a predicted model, not a curated record. NCBI's taxonomy places the organism in Eukaryota, Viridiplantae, Streptophyta, Magnoliopsida, Proteales, Nelumbonaceae.